AUGCUCAUCAGCAUCAUUUUCCAAGCCGUCCUGUUUGUGGUUCAUGCUGUUGCAGCGCAGAAUUCGAGUUUCUCUAACCCUAUCCUACCGGGAUUUCAUCCUGAUCCUAGCUGUAUCUUUGUCGACGAGCUAGAUAGUACUUUCUUCUGCGUGACGUCAACUUUUCUAGCCUUUCCCGGGAUUCCCGUUUACGCCAGCAAGGAUUUGAAGAACUGGAACUUGAUCAGUCAUGUCUUCAAUCGACCUUCUCAAUACCCAGGUUUCGGAAAGGUCCUUACAGCAAGUAGCGAAGGUGGUAUCUGGGCACCAACGAUUAGACGCCAUGACGGCACCUUCUACGUUGCUGCCACUCUCGUGGACUACUACGAACCCGAGAAAAGGACUUUCAUAAAUCUUGUUUUCAACUCAACAGAUCCCUCCAACGACGAUGCAUGGUCUGAUCCCGUUGAAAUUGACAUGCACGGUGUGCAGGCGAUUGACCCCGACCUUUUCUGGGACGACAAUGGCCAAGCCUACAUGCUCACCGGAUGGGGCAAAAUAUACCAGUCUGCCGUGGACCUCCAAACCGGUGCGUCAUCGAACCCAAUGAAUGUCUGGAACGGCACUGGCGCCGAAAAGCCGGAAGGACCACACAUGUAUAGAAAAGAUGGAGUCUAUUAUCUCUUAGUUGCUCAAGGGGGCACUGGAAUUACCCAUAGCGUGGCAAUAGCGAGAUCUGAGCAUGUCUCGGGACCGUUCGAAGGGUAUACCGGAAAUCCGCUAUUAACGGCCAAGGACACGCAGAAUUUCUUCCAAUGCGUUGGCCAUGCGGAUUUGUUUCAGGACGCCAACGGAAGAUGGUGGGGAGUGGCCUUGUCAACGCGUUCAGGACCGGAAUAUCGAUCCUACCCUAUGGGCCGGGAAACGGUGCUAUACCCUGUCACAUGGGACGAUGAAUGGCCCAUAUUGGAUCCUGUCUAUGGGAACAUGGAAGGCUGGGAAAGACCAGGAAGCAACCAGCAACCAUCCAGUGAUCAACAUGCUACAGGGGACUCAGAGUCUGUGGACUUCAAGCCGGGAUCAUCCAUCCCUCCGCAUUGGAAGUUUUGGCGCUUUCCCGAAUCAUCAUCGUACACGAUCUCUUCUCCUGAACACCGUAAUUCCCUCGAGCUUGCACCCUCCAGCUCAAACCUCACUGGAACUUUGACCGAGGCCCAUUCUAUCACUUUAAUAUCCCGACGUCAAACCGCCAGUCUCUUCAAUUUCAGCGUGGAUCUUGAAUUCUCACCCACAGAGGCCGGAGAAGAAGCCGGCGUGUCCAUCUUCGUCACUCAACUCCAACACAUCGACUUGAGCAUCCAACUAGCCACGAAUGGAAGCCAGGUCCUGCGUCUUCAGACCACAGCAUACGGUAAGCCAAAUCUGGAACCUCCAGCACCGAGAACGUUAAAUAUGCCCCGAUCGUGGAUCGGAGAAAGGUUGCGUAUAUACAUCGAGGCGACGGACCCGACAAUCUAUUCAUUCCAUGUGGCACGUGCCAAUGAUCCGUUGGAUGUGAGGCAAUUCGGCAACGUCAGUGCGGAAUAUGUGACUGGUGGUAGUGGGAGCUAUACCGGCACCCUGCUUGCUGCGUAUAACACGAAUAACAACGGAACUGGUACUGCAAAAGCAUGGAUCAGUCGUUGGAGAUAUGUACCACUAGCCCAGGAAGUUGCUAGAGGUGUUUUUGAGCCCGUGAAUAACGCUUAG
This is a messenger RNA of Aspergillus melleus, 1728 nucleotides long. RefSeq lists its product as uncharacterized. NCBI's taxonomy places the organism in Eukaryota, Fungi, Ascomycota, Eurotiomycetes, Eurotiales, Aspergillaceae. Gene Ontology annotation, biological process: carbohydrate metabolic process. Bases 1 to 1728 code for a protein of 575 amino acids. Gene Ontology annotation, molecular function: hydrolase activity, hydrolyzing O-glycosyl compounds. The transcript has 2 exons. The record is from RefSeq and is a predicted model, not a curated record.